This is a messenger RNA of Penicillium canescens, 843 nucleotides long. Its product is annotated as TMEM53 family protein. NCBI's taxonomy places the organism in Eukaryota, Fungi, Ascomycota, Eurotiomycetes, Eurotiales, Aspergillaceae. Bases 1 to 843 code for a protein of 280 amino acids. The record is from RefSeq and is a predicted model, not a curated record. The transcript has a single exon.
AUGGCUACAGAAGCUAAUCCACUGGCGCCAUUUGCCAGGCUGGGCCCCUCAGUCUACAUUCAAGAUCCAGAAGCGAGCAACCAAGCAACUCGGCCAGUGAUACUCAUUGCAUUCUGGAUGAAUGCACCGCCACGUGCCAUGGCCAAAUAUGUGAUUGAAUACAGACGCCUGGUACCAUCAGCCCGAAUCAUUGUUGUCCGGAGCUCCUCAAAUGACUUCAUGUUUCGGUCGUCCCAAAGUCAGCGAGCCCGUAUGGUACCUGCCGUGGAAGCAAUGCGCAGUUUUGUGACCCCUGAGAACCCGGUCUACAUGCAGAUGUUCUCGAAUGGAGGCUUGUCCAAUACCACUCAUCUACUCCAAGCCUGGAAAGAAGCUACGGGAACACCGCUACCUAUCUCGGCAAUGGUUCUGGAUAGCGCACCGGGAAAGUCGAGCUUACGAUCUGGACUGAAGGCUUUCUCUUACGCGCUUCCGAAGAUGUGGAUCUUGCGCUUGCUGGGGAAAGCUAUGCUUUUUGCUUUUUUGGUUUUCUUUAAGCUGGUUCAUGUCUUCUCCAUUUCCCCGGAUCCGGUCUCCCUUGCUCGCAAGGUUAUCAAUGAUACUUCUUUGGUGCGGGCGGCUAACCCGGAGAAGGCUCUAGCUCGCUGCUACAUUUACUCUGAUGCUGAUGAGUUGGUUGACUGGCGGGACACGGAAUCUCAUGCUCUGAAGACGGAGGCUCAGGGCUGGGUGGUUCGUCGUGAACUCUUCAAGGGCUCUCCUCAUGUUGCGCAUAUGAAGGCUGACCCGGAUCGGUAUUGGGGUAUCGUCAAGGAUUAUUUGGGACCUUUGGUUUCGGUUUAA